AUGUCCUCAGAGCAUCUUAUCCCCUCCGAUGUCGAAAGUCAAUCAGAAGAGCAAAGCAGCUCAUCCGAAGAGUAUGUUGACUUUUAUGGUUAUAAGUUAUUAGUUAAAUCGCAGCGUCAAAAGCUAGAAAAGCAAAAAGCUAAAUACCUUGGCGAAAACAUCUCCUUUUCAAAGUCAUUCGUAUGUGAAGACGCACAAAGAGCCUUUUCCAAGUGGGCCAAUUACUAUGCAUAA
Molecule: messenger RNA, 234 nt
Organism: Trichomonas vaginalis G3
Lineage: Eukaryota; Parabasalia; Trichomonadida; Trichomonadidae
Exons: 1
Coding region: 1-234 (77 amino acids)
Source: RefSeq, a predicted model, not a curated record